Manihot esculenta (cassava) is the source of this 489-nucleotide messenger RNA. RefSeq lists its product as uncharacterized. The record is from RefSeq and is a predicted model, not a curated record. The transcript has a single exon. The coding region runs from base 1 to 489 and encodes 162 amino acids. Lineage: Eukaryota; Viridiplantae; Streptophyta; Magnoliopsida; Malpighiales; Euphorbiaceae.
AUGCCCAUAGGUAUGUCCUCAUAUAGGCUAAUUUAUGGAAAGGCUUGCCAUCUGCCCGUAGAACUUGAACACAAAGCCUAUUGGGCUGUUAAAAGCUGUAAUCUUAAUGAAAAAGAAGCCGGAGCCCACAAAAAAUUGCAACUUCAAGAGUUAGAGGAAAUCCGACGUGAUGCAUAUGAAGCCUCGUGGGAUGAUAAAGCAAAGACCAAAGCGUUCCAUGACAAACAUAUCUCGAGAAAACAAUUUCAGAUUGGUGAUAAGGUCUUACUUUUUGACUCAUGGUUCAAAUUAUUUCCAGGAAAGCUACGGUCUAUGUGGAUUGGGCCAUUCUUGGUAGAGCACGUCUAUCCACCUGGAGCUGUGGACAUGCGCAUUCCAAAAACAGGUAAGAUUUUCAAGGUCAAUGGGCACCAUUUGAAGCAAUUCUAUGAAGGAUUUACUGUGCACCUUGUGAAGGAGGUACCAUUGGACCCCCUUUCCCCAUCCUGA